Pleurotus ostreatus (oyster mushroom) is the source of this 711-nucleotide messenger RNA. RefSeq lists its product as uncharacterized. NCBI's taxonomy places the organism in Eukaryota, Fungi, Basidiomycota, Agaricomycetes, Agaricales, Pleurotaceae. The record is from RefSeq and is a predicted model, not a curated record. The coding region runs from base 1 to 711 and encodes 236 amino acids. The transcript has 4 exons.
AUGUUCGAACUCUCAGGCCACAUCGAUGUUUGGGUAGAAAUCGACACCCACGUUAUCUAUGGACUCGAAAAGGCUACGUUUGACUUCCCAAAGACUGUCGAGAUUAAACCGUUGCGGAAAGACGGCAGUUACACCCUCAAGGUCAGUUCCGGAUCGGACAAACUCCCCUCCCUCAAAGUCGGCAUCAUCCCUAAGUUGAUCUUCGGAAUCCAAGUAUUUGGUCUGAAGCCGAACGUAUACCUAACCUUCGAGGCCUAUAUCGAAGGCAGCAUCAAGCCCAAGAAGCCGAUUGAAAUCAAGUCUGGCGAGAAAUUCGAUAUCAAGAAACAAGAAGUCUGUGGUGAGGUCAGCUCAAAGCCAACAUUGGGGCAGAAGUCUCCCUAUGGGAUCUGGAAGCCUAAACAUUCGAAGACACUUUGGGAACACAAAUUCGACUUUUGGAAGAGUGCAAGUUGUCCCGCCGCGAAGCGUGAGCUCGGCGCUCUUGAUGGCCCCCUUCUCGGCAACGCCAACGUGUCAAUGCUUUCAUGUCGCGCUCUGUCCACAACACAGAUACUAUCAAAAAUACCCGAUAUAACGAAAGGUUGGACAUGCGAAACUUCGGCAAGUAGCCCAGUGCUUGCUGCCGUCGCCGAAGCCAUACAGAUAAUUGCAAAAUCGUUAGUCGCUCCCGCCCCGUACGCUUGUUACAAUCUCACGUGUUUCUCAUAG